Molecule: messenger RNA, 1623 nt
Organism: Arthroderma uncinatum
Lineage: Eukaryota; Fungi; Ascomycota; Eurotiomycetes; Onygenales; Arthrodermataceae
Exons: 1
Coding region: 1-1623 (540 amino acids)
Source: RefSeq, a predicted model, not a curated record
AUGCCUCCCAAAAAGUAUUUAAACUGGCAGCCCUUCGCCCUCGGAAUUCUUGAAACUCGGGCCCUGGAUACGCUCCAGGACCUGCCCCCAGCUCGCCACUGCACAGUCGGCCAUCCUGCGCGGUUGCGAGAAUCUGGUGUCCAUGCCGCUGCCUUCUUCUAUCUUGUCACGGCCGCGGACCCUGGUCCCUGGUAUGUCAUCGACGGUGUUUUGUGGGAUACGGAUAGCAACUCGAAGCUCUAUGAAGGAACCUUCAUAGUGCCCUACCGUGACCCCCCAUCACGCCGUCAUCGUUUUUGUGCUGAGUGGAACGAGGGACUGGGUGUGUUUAUCGUUCGCAAUGAGGUGACCGGCAAGGAGAAUAAGCCACCACGUUCUCGCGGAGCAGCUUCAAUGAUCUCAUAUGAUGGGUCUUCAGAUGGGUUAGAGGAAGCUUGGGGCUCUCGCACUGUGGAUGAGGCUCAUUUGGUUGGAGAUACGCUCGAUACCAAAUGCUUGCCUCCACUGCCUGGUGAUUACUUGGAAGAUGCCAGCCAAUGUGAAUCAGAAGGAGCCUCUUCUUCUUCUUCUGGGAAUGGUGAUGUAUUGGCGGAUUCAGGUUCUGGACACAGCCUUGAUCCAGUCGACAUGUCAACGACGUUGUAUACUGCCAUCGACAAGCAGAGCAACCCCCUUACGAUUCAGACUCUUCUUUUAGGUCAAGCGCCAGCUAGCGAGAUUGAAGCUAUUCCAGCAGAGCCUAACGACCAGACAUCAAUCGCCUUACAAAAGGACUUGCACGCUUUGACUGAUGAAGUCGAUACGAUCGAUGUACAACACUUUCCAGAAUCCCAUGACGCGAAUACGCCAGCCGGCCAUGCUAUAGAUGAACUUUCCCACGACCUCGACGACACCACUGCCAUCACACACCAGCUCGAAGACCCUGCCACUGAAGCUGCCGAUACAUCCUUCCCAGAAUUCGUCGAUCAACAGUCGACACAAGAGGAAGAUGACGAAGCCGGCGCCGGUGCUGGUGCCGACGACUGGGAAACCAACAGCAACCCGUCAGACAGGGAAAUCUCCGAUAUUGCGCACGACGAGCUACGCUGGAGAGAUUACCUGACCGAGUACUACCCUCAGAUCCAUCACUUCAACUUUUUCGGCGAUGCAAUUGUAUACCGCAGCUGUACUCCUCCCGAGGUAUCACUCUUCGCCCUCAUGUGUGGUCCCAAACCCUGGCACUAUGAUGUAUCUUCACGAGCCGUGGCUGUACGUCAAGCACUGAAAUUCGUCGACCCUGUCCUCUACACCGGAUCUCUCAGGGAUAUCUCAUCGUACAGUGGCCACCGCCUCAUCAAAGCUAUCACAGGGAACGUACACCAAUUCUACACCGAGCACGGAUGUUGGGUCCACGACAUCGUCAAGUGGGCUCAGGAACGACCAAUUCUCGACCCUACGGACUCGGAGUCGUACUACUCGGAGACUUGGCUGCCCGUUAAUGGAUGGCUGAAGGUUCAUUGGAGGGUGCCUUCGCGGUACGAGUAUCUAGCUGGAGCAGGUACGUCCAAACCUGAGAGGAAGGUUAGGCUAGCUCGUAUGCCGAAGUCACCACUUUCAAAGAGUAUGUCUGCUAGCGAAUGUUAG